AUGGACGACCAAAAUAAUUUGAUGAGGCAGCUCCUCAACCAAAUAAACUUGGCUCAAAACCUUGGCCUUGGACAACAGGGCGAAGAGAUAAGGAUGGACGAACGCGCUGAUGGGCAGUUCAAUGGGUACCAGGCUGAAGACGUGCUAAUGUGCAAAGUGUUUGCAAUGACUUUGGGAGGAGUAGCUCAGGACUGGUUCCACACCCUACCAUCCGGGUUGAUCAGCAGCUUCAAUGAGUUAGCUUACAUCUUCACCAAAGAAUACAUUUCUUACCGGACGAUCAAGAAGAACCCUGACCACCUGUACAAACUGCGCAAGAAGUCCGAUGAAUCCAUUCGAAAUUACAUCAAGAGAUUCAAAGCAGAAAAGGCUAACAUUGUAGGAUGCGAUGGCCGAAUAGCAUCCUCUGCUUUCAAGAAAGGUCUUCCAGCUGAGCAUGACUUAUACCGCGAGCUGACUAUCACUCCCAGCCAGACUCUGGUAGAGGUCUUCGCUACCGCAGAAUGCUAUGCGCUCUGGGAGGACGAUCGAAUCACAACGAAAACCAAGUGGACAAGCCAAAGAAGUGACAGGAUUAGCAACAAGAAUAAGGACAAACGUAGGUCGCACCCACAAGGACACGCUACGGCAGAAGAGAACUACAUCAAGUUCUUCAUCCUCAUACAUCAAAUCUUAGCCCAAGUAAAGGACAAACCUUGGGUAAGAAAAUCGCCUCCCUUGAAAGGAGAUCCAGACAAGAGGGAUAUCAUAAAAUACUGUGCCUUCCAUAGGACGCACGGGCACACUACGAAUAACUGCCUUGCCUGGAAAGCACACCUCAAAAAACUCGUGAGAGAAGGUCACUGCACGGAAUUCAAUGCGAAGCAGGCCAUCCAGAAGAUUGAGGACCGUGAUACCGCUAAGGAGCCACCCCAAAAAUUCAUAAAUAUUAACACAAUCCUAACUGACUCUGAGGAGUCUGGUCUGACCAACAAAGAAAAGAAUAGGAAGAUCAAACAAGCCACUAUAAUCUCCCAAAUCCUGACUGGCCUUCCACCAGCAAAAGACGAUCCCGUGAUCGAAUUCCAAAAGAAAGAAAUAAUCAACCUCGAUAUGCCACACAACGAUACCCUUGUCAUCAGCAUUCGAAUCGCUUAG
This is a messenger RNA of Prunus avium (sweet cherry), 1137 nucleotides long. The record is from RefSeq and is a predicted model, not a curated record. Lineage: Eukaryota; Viridiplantae; Streptophyta; Magnoliopsida; Rosales; Rosaceae.